This is a messenger RNA of Nylanderia fulva, 3734 nucleotides long. RefSeq names its product protein gooseberry. The record is from RefSeq and is a predicted model, not a curated record. Gene Ontology annotation, molecular function: DNA-binding transcription factor activity, RNA polymerase II-specific; RNA polymerase II cis-regulatory region sequence-specific DNA binding. NCBI's taxonomy places the organism in Eukaryota, Metazoa, Arthropoda, Insecta, Hymenoptera, Formicidae. Gene Ontology annotation, biological process: regulation of transcription by RNA polymerase II; anatomical structure development.
UCGGUAGAGAUCUGUCUCUUAUUAAUUUCGCAAAAGUAAGUGUACACGACCGUUCUAUGUCACAGAUCAGGUCAAAUCGUUGAGAAAUCGAGAAGAGAUCAAGUCAAUGGUUCCAAUCAAUGACCUUCAGCUCAAACAAUGACCUAGGUGCUUGAAACUGAAUGGCUGCGAUGGGCUAGUCUGUCGCGUGUCGAAUUUUCGAUAGAUAGAUCAUUUGUGCUUGCUUAUAUAUACAUUUUUUACAUGAUCGUCGGGUGAAUCGCGGGACUAAGUGGAAUAAGUAGAACGGAAGUUUUCAUGGAAGAUUCAGUGAAAUACCCUAGUGAAAUUUAUCAUUAUCCGAAAGGACCGGAGUACCUCGUGGUGGCUCGACUCGGUUGAGAUGGUUACGACAAACUUUCCGAUGAUGCGACCAUGUUUCACUGGAUAUCCCUUUCAAGAGUUAGGCUCGAUACCGGGCCAGGGGCGCGUAAAUCAGCUCGGCGGGGUCUUCAUCAAUGGACGUCCGUUACCUAAUCACAUCCGGCUCAAAAUUGUCGAGAUGGCCGCAUCAGGGGUCAGACCUUGCGUUAUAUCGAGACAAUUAAGAGUGUCCCAUGGAUGCGUAUCGAAGAUUCUAAACCGCUAUCAGGAAACUGGUAGCAUCAGACCUGGCGUCAUCGGUGGAAGCAAACCCCGCGUGGCUACGCCAGAAGUGGAAGCAAGGAUUGAAGAGUACAAGCGUGACAACCCGGGUAUGUUUUCGUGGGAAAUUAGAGAUCGGCUUAUCAAGGAGGGUAUCUGUGACCGGACCAGCGCGCCGAGUGUGUCCGCGAUUUCUCGACUACUCAGGGGUCGCGAUCCCGAAGACGACGUCAAACUUGGCGACGGGAAAACGAGUUCCGGAUCCGAUUGUGACAGCGAACCGGGACUUCAAUUGAAGAGAAAACAACGUCGGAGCAGGACGACCUUCACGGCCCACCAGUUGGACGAGUUGGAACGAGCCUUCGAGAGAACUCAAUAUCCCGACAUUUACACUAGAGAGGAACUUGCCCAAAGGACCAAGCUGUCGGAGGCUAGAAUUCAAGUGUGGUUCAGCAAUAGAAGAGCUAGAUUGAGAAAACAUAUUUCUUCGACCUCAACUGGAUUUGUUAGUUCCGUGGCAUAUCCGGCUCCCUCGUACGUUCUUCAUUCGUCAGCGCCACCUCAUCCGCAUCCUGGAGCGACGGUGCCACCGGGUCAUCCUCAUGGGCAGAGUCUGUCCGAUGCAGCGUUCGCUUCCAGUCAAGUUCCAGAAUUGUACUCAUCCCAUCACGCACCAAUGUCUCAUCAAUUGGCGACGGAUUCUGCGGCGCGGCUUACUUCGUCCAUCGGCUCGACUCCGGCUUACAGUUUCCCGGCCACAGUUACUUAUCCUAGCCCGAUGCUUCCGUCGACCACAUCCACGACGACUCACAUGGCUCAUCAGGCGACCUCCACUUCAUCCAGCUAUCAGCAAACAAGCGGUCAUCAGCUGCCAGCCCCGAGUCCUCUCAUCACUAUGAUGGGACCGAAUUCUGGCAACUCGAACUCCGCUUCUGAUCAAUUGACCUCGUCGGAGCUGCCAAUCAGUUCGGUUUCACCCGCCCAACAGCAACAGCAGCAGCAACAACAACAACAACAGCAGCAGCAGCAACAAGCGCAACAACAGACCAGUCAUGGAGCAACACCGACGUCAUGGAAUCUUGCGAUCACCGCUAACAGCGGUAGAGUGAAUCUCCCGAGUCCGCCAUCCAAUUUACAGCAACCUCACACUUAUGGUACUUUCACCAGUCAUUAUACGGCGCAGAACUUUCAACCGCCCAGGCCUGCGCCGCAAUACUGGUACUGAGAAGUGUGAAAACGAAUUUUGCAUGAGACGGGCGUGACUUUGAGAGUGCGACCAAAUCAGACCACAAAGAAGUAAGUCCCUCCAGAAAGCUUUGAUAUUUCAAAAUUUAUUUUUCAAAGAUAUCUGUGAGCUCAAAAUUAUAGGACAUGAUGUGCAUCUUAUUUGACAGUUCUGAUUUUGAUUUUGGCGACUAUUUUCAAAAUUAGGUCAAAAUUACAUCAAAUUCUUAAAAUGAAAUUUCUUAAUUGCAUAUUUUUAUAACUGCUCAAGAUUUAAAAACAAAUGUAAUUAAACAAAUAGCAUUUAAAUUUUCUUUCGUUAAGAAUUUUCCAAACUACUGAAUUACUUGAAUCAUCGAAUUUGCGGUACCGUCGGUAUUUUUUAAUCAAGGUGUACCACGCAAAAGCUAGAAGGUCGGAUGUACAUCUUUGUGUAUAUAUAUAUACAUGUGUGUGUGUGUGUCAUAAAAAAAUCAAGAAUCCGUAGUUUGUUACUGCUACUGAUAUUUAUUAUUUAAUGACACAUACUAAGCAAGCGUCGGAAACAAUAAAAUUCAGUUUUCAAUAGUCUGAUUUAUUGUUAAUCAGAAAGAGAGAAAGAGAACGUAAACGAGAUGUCUGCACAUGCAAAAUAAUAUACAGUGCACUUAAUAAACAUUUAUGUAAUACUGCUCGAACAUAGAGCAGAAAAUUACAAAAUGAUUAUAAGUCCUUAAUUUAUUUAAAAAUAAGUCGCACGAGAGAAUGACAAAGUUCGUAAUAAGAUUAAUAUUAUUUAAUACUCGAACGGUCGAGUCGCCGGUCGCACGAGUGUGAUAAUUGGCAAAGAAGUUCGAAAUCGAAUAAAAUAUACUGACAGAAGAUCUUAGUUCGAACUCUAAUACUGAUACAAGUUCUUGCAAAAUCAAGGAGUUCGAUUAUUUAGGGAUGUGACACUCAAUUCAUAAAGUACAUACCCUAUUAUACAUAUAAAAUGACAAAAAUUCAAUUUGUUAGAGAGAUUACAAGUGAUACAAUAUUUGUAAUUGCAUUUCUUGGUAAAAAAAAACCGCGAUCAUUCGAUUCCAGCAUCCACAACAUAAUUUCUGACGCAAUAAUCCCGACUAUGACAAGCGCGAGCUUACAUAUAUCAUGACAAAAUUAUAGAUCACACAUACAUAAAAAAAUUACUGAGAUGCGUGCCGGUUUGUUUGUAUCUUACGCUCAUGAUAAAUCUCAAAGAGACUGAAAUUCGAUAUCUUAUCUAGUAAACUGACUAUUUAAUUAAAUUGACAAUUUUGCAAUAUCAAUCGCUCACAUAAGACCGAUUGCCCUACUUAAUUUAAAAUCAUUAUUAUCGAUAAUGUCGAAAGUACCAAAAAUCACCGAAAUAAAGAAGAGAAACAAAGAAAGAAGACACAAAAACCAGAAUAAAUAAAAAAAAAAGUAUUAAGAGAGAAAUCACAGAAAAAUCAAGAUUUUCAACUAGAUAGCUUGUGUAUGGAUAUAUGCCCAUCUCGUGUUAGUUGAUGCGAGACGCUCUUUUUAUCAUGUCUCUCAAUUACUUAUAAUAAUUUACAUUAGACUUUAGAUAGGUUUAGUUAUGAAAUUUUUAAAAAUAAUUUAGGAAUAAAGGAUAAUAUAAUACUAGAAUAAUAUGUAGGUUAAUGAAUAAUAAUAAUUAGCGAAUACAAAUUAAAGGGGAAAGUGCACUCUCCUUGAGAAAACGUGAAAUGAUGACUAAAUAACUAAAAUAUUCAAAAUUUUUUUUAUUAUUUAACAAAAAAAAUAAUUUCCCAAAUAUUUUAAGCUAUAUAAAACAGUUUCUAAAUAUAUCUAAGUGCCUCAAAAAAUGUUAACAUAUUCAUACAUGCAGUUCUAAAGUAAUAAGUUGGUUUAACCAAUAU